Molecule: messenger RNA, 1908 nt
Organism: Chelonoidis abingdonii (Abingdon island giant tortoise)
Lineage: Eukaryota; Metazoa; Chordata; Testudines; Testudinidae
Gene: ACER2
Product: alkaline ceramidase 2
Biological process (GO): sphingosine biosynthetic process; ceramide catabolic process
Cellular component (GO): Golgi membrane
Molecular function (GO): N-acylsphingosine amidohydrolase activity
Source: RefSeq, a predicted model, not a curated record
UGAGGGAGGCAUAAGGCGCAGGCGCUCUGGGGCCGAGGGCAGGCAGGCUGAUCAGCUGGGAAGCGUGCAUUAAGCUAAACAACUCGCUGGGAGGAGAGAGGAUGAGUCCAAGAGGCUGAGAGCUGCUGCUUGUGGAGCUCCAUAUCCGGCUGGAGCAAAGAAAAACAGGAUGAAGCUGCCGCGGGUGCUACCUCAAUGUUGUCUGCGCCUUGCUGAUUAGUCCAGGGGAGCAACAGCAAGGAGAGAGCCCCAGCACAGCGGCAGCUGAAAAAGCAGAAGUUGCAACAAGGCAGAUCCACCCCAGUCAUGAGCACCCUCUACUUAUGGGAUCAGCUGCGAGCCGGCAGUUCCGAGGUAGACUGGUGCGAAGAUAACUACACUAUCGUGCCCACGAUAGCCGAGUUCUACAACACGAUAAGCAACAUCUUGUUUUUUGUUUUACCACCCAUAUGUAUGUGCUUAUUUCGUCAAUAUGCAACCUGCUUCAACAGUGGAAUAUACUUAAUAUGGACUCUGCUAGUUGUUGUUGGAAUUGGAUCUGUCUAUUUCCAUGCUACACUCAGUUUCCUGGGUCAGAUGCUAGAUGAGCUGGCUAUUCUUUGGGUCCUGAUGUGUGCUCUGGCCAUGUGGUAUCCCAGAAGAUACCUCCCAAAAGUUUUUCGAAAUGACAGGGCAAGGUUUAAAGCUGCAGUCAGUGUCCUUUCUGGAGUUACUACAUGCCUUGCAUUCAUUAAGCCUGCUAUCAACAACAUCUCAUUAAUGACACUAGGUGUCCCCUGUACGGCUCUGCUUAUUGCUGAGUUGAAGAGUCUCUUUUCUGACUGUGACAGCACCUCAAAUUCAUGGUGUGAAAACUUGCGUGUGUACAAGCUGGGCCUCUUUUCAGGUCUUUGGUGGAUGUUAGCACUUUUCUGCUGGAUCAGUGACAAAGCAUUUUGUGAGAUCUGGUCUUCAUUUAACUUUCCGUAUUUGCACUGUGUAUGGCACAUCCUCAUUUGCCUUGCUGCUUACCUAGGCUGUGUCUGUUUUGCCUACUUCGAUGCUGCCUCCGAGAUCCCUGAACAGGGCCCUGUUAUAAAGUUCUGGCCCAGUGAGAAAUGGGCUUUCAUUGGUGUCCCCUAUGUCACCCUCCUCUGUGCACAUAAGAAAUCACCUGUGAAGAUUACAUGAAAUCAAGCACCUAGUGGAGGGAACAAUCUAUUUAUUUUUUCAUCACAGACUGUACUUAGGUAGAGGUAGUGGCUAGGGUUGUUUUUUCUGACUAAUAUGCGUAUGGUGUUCACAAGUGUUUUGUUAACACAUGGUAAAAUAUGACCUUUCCUCACUUUUCUGGAGAGGAAGCCAGAAGGUUGUUUGUGGUGCUCCUGAACAUUUAUAUUAGAACUCUGUAUUGACACUGGUUGCGUUUGUUUUGCACUCUGUUUUUGAUGUAGCAUCCAUCAUGAUAUACAGGUAAUUCUUUCCAAAUAUCAAAGUUAAGGCUAUUUUUCAAGGUCGGCCAAAACAGCUGACUGUAAGAGACUGAUUCUCUUUUCAUGUUGGUUCUGCCAGACCUCUAUUUAGUGAAGAGAGGAGGACAAAGGUGCUUUUAAGCCAUCUUUGUGCCUCCUCUAUUCUGUGCCCAGCUCCGAGUAUAUGUUAGAGUAGUCCUGAGCAUGCUUUAAUUUGCACCUGGAUGGAUUUAACCAUAAGUUGCCAUGGUGGUAUUCCAACAAUGUUUUUUUUCCAGUCAUGUCUCCACAUGUGGACUGCAGAGGGCGGGUAGUGUAGAACCAUUGUCGCAGCUCUGCACUGCAUGGGAAAUUCCCCAGUAGCUAAAUACAUUAUCUGAGCUGCAGAAGAGGAUGGCAACAAAAGAAAAUUGGGCCCCAGAAUUGUUACACUGGUGUAAAACAAGAGUAAGUGAGA